Closterium sp. NIES-65 is the source of this 2881-nucleotide messenger RNA. The record is from the annotation of a GenBank genome assembly. NCBI's taxonomy places the organism in Eukaryota, Viridiplantae, Streptophyta, Zygnematophyceae, Desmidiales, Closteriaceae.
AUGGCUGUCGCGGCGGCAUCUGCGUCGGACGCGCAGCCUCUCACGGCAGAUGCGACGGCGGCAGACGGCCCGGCGGAAGGCGCGCACUCGCCUGGCGCGCGUGAGAGGAGCAACGCGGAAGGGGAAGUGAAAGAUGUUAGGGGCGAGAACGGCGCGAGGGCGGAAAAUAUGCUAGCUGGGAUUGUCAGGAGAAGAGAGAAGGGCGGUGGGAAGAUCACCUCGGAAAGGAAGGGGAAGUCGCCGCGAAGGGGCAGGAUGACAGGGAAAAGGACAGAGCCAGUUCCAGGUUCGGCAGGAGGGGAGGCCCGAGCCUCCACUCUAGGCUCGGCUGAAGCUUUGACGCUUCACGAAGAAGAGAUUGGCAGAAACCGAUCCGAUCAUGAGGAUGUCUCUAUUUCUGAGCUUCUUCGUGAGGGGAGGCAGAAGAGGAAGAGAACAGAGAUGUCAGCAUUAGAGGCGACCCAGCACUUAGCUAAGUGCCAAGCUUCCCGAGAGUCGUUGGAGAGGGGAGAGAAGAAAAGUCUCGCGCAAUUUUCCCAGAGUUCCGGUUCUGCUCUGGGGUCGAGCGGAGAUCUGCUUAGUCUUAUAGCGAGUCAGCAGCUAAUGAUGCAGCAGACGUUGCAGAAGCAGCAGGGGGUUGCUUCAGCUGCUGCGUUUCCCGCCCGUUCCCCUGCUCCUGGCAUUUCAUACAGCUCAUCCCACCUCCAGUCCUCCACUCCGUCGUAUAGGCUUCAGUCCUUUAUUCCUGCUGCGGGUGCGGAGUCAUCAGCAGCAGCAUCAGGUACAUUGCAGGGCAUGUGUGGACUAUCCGGGGAGCAUGCGCUGCGCAGUGCUCUUGUAUCUGCUAUUGUGAGCAAGAUAGAGCAGAUGGGCAGGGCGGUGUCCGCAAGGCUCGCCCCCGUUGCGCCCGCAUCCGCUGUACUUGCGGGGGAUGUCGCCCGCGGAUUCGCAACUGCCGCUCCCGCUGAAGAGGAUGUGGUGAAGGCGGCGUUUAUCAAGCAGCAGGCAUCCUUCCGGUCGUACCUGGAAGGUCUCAAGAAGGUUUCCAUCCCCAUGGACGCUGCUGACGACAAGGCCACCAAGGCGUAUGCUGCAGCCGUGAAGAACAUCCGCGAGAGCCUGGGCAUUCCCUCCUUCUCUGAGAAGCUCUCCAACCUGCUCGAGUCAGCAGAGGAGGACUCGCGGGACGUGCGCAGCUUCCUGGAAGAAUCUCGCAUCAUCCGCAGGCAGCUAGGAGUGGAGGACAAGCUGGGCGCGGAGAAGCUGGACAGCGUCGAGAAGAAGCUUGGGAAGGUGGGGAAGGGGGAGCGCUUUCCCCUCCACCCUUACAACCCCGUCACCCCGUCCUCCCUUGUCCCAAACCACCCCUGUGCGCCCAGGCUGGGAGUGGAGGACAAGCUGGGCGCGGAGAAGCUCAUGUUUGCAGCACUUGACAGCGUUGAGAAGAAGCUGGGGAAGGCGCUGGUGGGGGAUGAUGUGAAGGGCAUGGCGAUGUUUCAGGAGGAGGUCAAUGCUAUUAACAAGAAGCUGGGGUUGAAGGACGGCGACUUGGAGCCGUUGGAGCAGCAGCUGGGGACCAGCAUGGCCAAGACUGACGUCACUGCCUUCCCCUUGACUAGCCCCUUCUACCACCUCUUUCCGCCAUCCAACUUUCCCUUCUCUCCCCCCCCCCCCCCCCCCAGGCUGGGGUUGAAGGACGGCGACUUGGAGCCGUUGGAGCAGCAGCUGGAGACGAGCAUGGCCAAGACUGACAUUGCUGCCUUUGCCAGCGAGGCAACGCAGAAGAUUGGCACGUACCAGAAGAGGGACGGCUUGGAGGACAUCCAGGUUAAUAACUACGGGCGAAUUAACUCGCCCGGCGAUGACAUCCGUGUAGCCAUGGCGAAGAACGCGAGCAAGGCGGCAAGUCGUACUGCCGCCUCCGGUGCGAGCUGUGACGGGGACGACGGAGACGAAGCGAACGGCGACGACGCCGAGGAGGAUUGGCCGGAGAACGGCCACGACGACAGCGCUUCAGGCGACGAUGUAGGUCCUGCUGACAUCGAGGAGGACGACUGGUGGAAUCGGCCGGUCGGGAGCGACGACGAGGUGGAAGAGUGGCAUGCUGGUGAUUCCGACAACGACGGAGGCGGCGACGACGACCCAUGGAGCUUUGGGACCGACGACGACGUCCCGCUACUGAAGCGGAGGCUGCGCCAUCGCCUACAGUCCAAGUCAAAGCGGGCCCGCGUGGUGCUCUCUGACGACGACGGUCCGGAGGAGGAGCGUCGCCCGAUACUCACCGCUGCGGAGAAGGGGAAAGCCAAGGUCGCGGAAGCCCCUGCUAAGGCCCCUGCUAAAGCCCCUGCUCGUCGCCGCACAAGCAACAAGAAGCUGACAUCCGGCGGAGACCCGGGAUCCAGCAAGGGUGCGGCUAAGAAGAAGGCGAAGAAGGCGCUGAAUCCUGACGACAUCGUCGUGAACGAGCCGCUGGGCAGCGACGAUGAGUACGCGGCGGCGGCGGGCCCGAUUCCCACGUUCCCUGAGAAGGCGGGGUCGGGGCCGCAAGAGGGCGGGGCCGCAGGUGGCAUCGGGGCCUGGGGCGGGUACCGCACGGGCGGCGACGGGCCGGGACGGGCGGCGACGGGCCGGUACGGGCGGCGAGGGGGCCGCAGCGGAUGGCGGCGCGUCGUACGGGCGGCACGUGACGCCGCGAAGAGCGGCGACGGGCUGGUACGGGCGGCGACGGGCCGGUACGGGCGGCGACGGGGCCGCAGCGGACGGCGGCGCGUCGUACGGGCGGCACGUGACGCCGCGAAGAGCGGCGACGGGCUGGUACGGGCGGCGACGGGCCGGGACGGGCGGCGACGGGGCCGCAGGAGUAGGGCGGCGAGGCCGCAGU